Messenger RNA from Cheilinus undulatus (humphead wrasse), 3138 nucleotides. It is a transcript of the gene pfkpa, whose product is annotated as phosphofructokinase, platelet a. The transcript is spliced from 23 exons. Gene Ontology annotation, cellular component: membrane; cytoplasm; 6-phosphofructokinase complex. Gene Ontology annotation, biological process: fructose 1,6-bisphosphate metabolic process; fructose 6-phosphate metabolic process; canonical glycolysis. The record is from RefSeq and is a predicted model, not a curated record. Gene Ontology annotation, molecular function: AMP binding; ATP binding; fructose-6-phosphate binding. Bases 147 to 2519 code for a protein of 790 amino acids. Lineage: Eukaryota; Metazoa; Chordata; Actinopteri; Labriformes; Labridae.
GCAGAAGAAGAGCAUAGCGGGCAUUCAUAGGUAGUAGGGGCGGACACGCGUUGCCCUUCAUCAUUCCAGCACAAUUUUAUACUGUUCCGGGCCUGUUGUAUUAUUUUAUCCUACUGGAUUGAGAGAUAUAGCAAACUGCUGUGAAAAUGGCGCAGCCUGACAGCAAGAAGAUCUUUUUUGAGAACCUGUCGGGUGCGGGUAAAGCCAUCGCGGUGCUGACAAGCGGAGGAGAUGCUCAAGGGAUGAAUGCUGCUGUACGUGCUGUAGUUCGAAUGGGUUUAUAUGUUGGAGCUAAAGUUUAUUUCAUUCAUGAGGGUUAUCAGGGUAUGGUGGACGGAGGAGAGAACAUAAGGGAAGCCACAUGGGAAAGUGUCUCCAGCAUGCUACAAAUAGGUGGGACUGUUAUCGGAAGUGCUCGCUGUAAAGAGUUUCGCACCCAUGAGGGACGCCUGAAGGCAGCUCACAACCUGGUGCAGCAUGGCAUCACCAACCUGUGUGUGAUCGGUGGAGAUGGAAGUCUGACAGGAGCCAACCUCUUCAGGGAGGAGUGGAGUGGGCUACUGGGGGAACUGGUGGAGAAAGGCUUAAUCGAAGCUGAUGCCGUUCAGAAGUAUUCUGCCCUUCACAUCGUGGGGAUGGUUGGCUCCAUUGAUAACGACUUCUGUGGAACUGACAUGACAAUCGGUACUGACUCUGCUCUGCACAGAAUCAUCGAAGUGGUGGACGCAAUCAUGACAACUGCACAGAGCCACCAGAGAACAUUUGUGUUAGAGGUCAUGGGCAGACAUUGUGGCUACCUGGCCUUGGUGAGCGCCUUGGCCUGUGGGGCAGACUGGGUGUUGAUCCCUGAGAUGCCCCCAGAGGACGGCUGGGAGGACAAGAUGUGUCAGAAACUGUCUGCGAACCGAGCAGGGAUGAAAAGGCUGAAUAUCAUAAUUGUAGCCGAAGGGGCGAUUGAUCGUAACAACAAACCCAUAACUACUGACUAUGUCAAGAAUCUCGUCGUCAAAUGCUUGGGUUUUGACACACGAGUGACAAUCCUGGGACAUGUGCAGAGAGGAGGGACCCCUUCUGCUUUUGACCGCAUCCUGGCCAGUCGUAUGGGUGUGGAGGCUGUCCUUGCUCUUCUGGAGACCACAGCCAACACGCCAGCCUGUGUCGUCUCCCUGUAUGGGAACCAAUCGGUGCGGCUGCCUCUGAUGGAGUGCGUACAGAUGACUCAAGAGGUCCAGAAAGCCAUGGAUGAGAAACGGUUUGAAGAUGCUGUAAAGCUUCGGGGCAGGAGUUUUGAAAACAACCUGAAGACAUACAAACUGCUGGCUCAUCGUAAACCAGAGUCUGAGCUGCCGACUAGCAACUUCAACGUGGCUGUGUUGAACGUCGGCGCCCCUGCUGCGGGGAUGAAUGCUGCCGUUCGAUCAGCCGUCAGGGUGGGAAUCUCUGAGGGGCACAAGAUGUUUGCUGUCAGCGAUGGGUUUGAGGGAUUCUACAAAGGGCAGAUAAAGGAGAUUAAGUGGGCUGAUGUUGGAGGAUGGACAGGACAAGGUGGAUCUCUGUUGGGAACCAAAAGAACACUUCCUGCAAAGCAUGUUGAGAAAAUUGCUGAGCAGAUGAGAAAGCACAACAUUAAUGCACUGCUAGUUAUUGGUGGAUUUGAGGCAUUAGAGAGUCUGCUGCAGCUGUAUGAGGCUCGUGCUACCUAUGAAGAGCUUUGCAUCCCGAUGUGUAUGCUGCCUGCCACCAUAAGUAACAAUGUGCCGGGCACAGAUCUAAGUAUCGGGGCUGACACGGCCCUCAAUGCCAUCGUAGAGACCUGUGACCGCAUUAAGCAGUCCGCCAGCGGGACAAAGAGACGUGUGUUCAUCAUUGAGACGAUGGGAGGGUACUGUGGAUACCUGGCCAGUGUGGGAGGACUCGCAGCUGGAGCUGACGCUGCGUACAUCUAUGAGGAGUCAUUUGACAUCAGAGACCUGCAGGCAAAUGUUGAACACUUGACAGAGAAAAUGAAGACCAGCAUUCAAAGAGGUCUUGUUCUGAGGAAUGAAAACAGUAAUGAAAACUACACCACAGACUUUAUCUACCAGCUGUACUCUGAAGAGGGGAGGGGAGUGUUUGACUGCAGGAAGAACGUGCUGGGACACAUGCAGCAGGGAGGAGCACCAUCUCCAUUUGACCGUAACUUUGGGACCAAGAUCUCAGCCAAAGCGAUGCAGUGGGUGACCAAGAAGCUGACUGAGACGUUCAGGCAGGAUGAAGGUCGUGUGUUUGCGAACACCGAGGACUCCUGUUGUCUGCUGGGGAUGCGCCGCCGAGCUCUCGUCUUCCAGCCUGUCGUGCAACUAAAAGAGCAGACUGAUUUUGUUCACAGGAUCCCCAAGGAACAGUGGUGGCUGAAGUUGCGUCCUCUCAUGAAGAUCCUGGCGAAAUACAAGACCAGCUACGACGUGUCAGACUCUGGACAACUGGAGCAUGUUGUACACAGCCGGCCCAAAGAGUCAGAUGCUUCAGUAGCCAUGUAAAGGCCGUUGCAUAUGGUGGCCUGUAAAGUCCAGUCUGUGUGUAAAACUGAAGGUCUGUGAGGCGCCAACCUGAGCUCCAGUAACAACAAUCUGUGUUCACUCUCUAUCGUGUCUUCUCCUUCAGCGCCACUCCUCUUUGUUUUGUCUGACAGAAUCAUGACCAUAACGUAGCCUCUGCAGUGUUUCCAAUAUCAAACACACAAACACAUCCUCUCUGUGUGUCCUUGUCGCCCUGGAUGUUUUAGUGUCACUGUUGUUUUUAAAAUUGCACUUUUCUCUGUCUCUGGUUGCUUAGGCGAGCUCUGAGCUCAGAGCUGCACGAGGACAGAAUAGACACUGCAUCUGCUGUAAAACCAGUGUGUGUUUCUGCCUAGAACCAGUGUGAGGUUCAGCAUAUUUAUGUGAGACUGAUGCAAUACAGUUCUACUGCUGCUGUGCUUUACACGGAAACUAAUAUUUAUCUUUUUAACUUUGUUUAUUUUGCUUGUAAACAUGGAUAUAUUAUAAUUAAGUGUAGGCACUGCUGUACUAAGUAGCUGUCUGUCAUAUUGCACCAACAUGUUAGAUGUCUAAGAGACUUAUGUUUCCCACAGAAUAAAACCAAACUUGAGAAGUGUAC